Molecule: messenger RNA, 1586 nt
Organism: Engraulis encrasicolus (European anchovy)
Lineage: Eukaryota; Metazoa; Chordata; Actinopteri; Clupeiformes; Engraulidae
Product: zona pellucida sperm-binding protein 4-like
Exons: 8
Coding region: 25-1449 (474 amino acids)
Biological process (GO): prevention of polyspermy; binding of sperm to zona pellucida
Cellular component (GO): egg coat
Molecular function (GO): structural constituent of egg coat; acrosin binding
Source: RefSeq, a predicted model, not a curated record
GGCUGGAAUUGACAAAGGGCAGCCAUGGCUUUGGGCAAGCAACUGUGCUGUGGCAUCGGCUUGGUGGUGGUGUUGGGUUGGCUGGGCUCUGUGCACAGUGCUGUACCGUAUCAAAAGCCAAACCAAAGAAACCAAUUCCCAUGGUCACCACCGCAAGGCAUCCAGUCUGAAGGUAUAUCGUCCUCUUUGACAAAGAACAGACCUCAACAGCAGACUCAGAGGCAACCAAAACAACAACAACAAGAGCAACAUAACAAAGGCGGUGGCGGAACACCAGAGCAGGACGUAUGCGAAGUAGCUCGUCAAAAUAGAGUAACAUGUGGUCCAGAUGGAACGACUGAGGCCCAGUGUCAGGAAAUGGGCUGCUGCUUUUUAGAGGGCGAGUGCUUCUAUGGCAACACUGUAACUCUGCACUGCACCAGAGAUGCUAUAAUCGUCAUUGUGGUCUCCAAGGCUGUCACUGUACCAUACUUGAAUUUGGAGAGCAUUGGCAAUGUAGGCGGGGACCCCAAUCCUGCUUGCGCGCCAGUGGACUCCAAUGAUGCAUUCAUCAUAUACCAGUAUGGUGCAACUGAAUGUGGUACCAGAGUGGGGACAGGGGGCGGUUAUUUGAUCUAUGAAAACAGGAUGUCCUCUGGCUAUUUAAUAGACGAAGGACCCUUAGGCAGCAUCACCAGAGACACUCGUUUUGAGGUUGAAAUCCAGUGUCGGUACAGUGGCGAAGAGGUGCAGGCAGUGGUUGUCAGAUUGCUAUCUCAGCCACCACCUGAGUCUCCAAUUGUACCUGGACCUUUUGAGGUGGAAAUGAGGAUUGCAAGUGGCGAAUGUACCACAAAGGGAUGUAAUAAUCCAGAUGACGUGGCAUACACAUCAUACUACGAGAGUGGUGACUACCCAGUCUAUAGAGAGCUGAAGGAGAACGUCUACGUUGAAGUGCGCUUCCUGAAUAGGAAUGAUCCAAACAUUGUUCUGUCUUUGGGUCGCUGCUGGGCAACAACCACUCCUGAUCCCGAAAGCGUGCCGCAGUGGGACAUUCUGGUGAAUGGCUGUCCAUACACAGGAGAUAGUCAUUUGACCACCUUGAUUCCAUCCACAAAUGUUGACUUCCCUAGCCACUACAGACGCUUCAUGCUGAAAAUGUUCACCUUUUUGGACCCACAAUCAUUCGUUCCAAUGCAAGAAACGGUGUUCCUCCACUGUGAGGUUUCUGUGUGCCAAGCUGGAAAUGAUUGUGAGCCAACAUGCUCAGCUAAUGCAGGGCCUCCUGCUGGCGGUAACACUGGCGGUGACUCGAGCCCAAGCUGGGGUGGAAGUGACUCGAGCCCAAGCUGGGGUGGAAGUGGGUCGAGCCCUAGCUGGGGGGGAAGUGGGCAGCAGAAUCAGCAGAAUCAGCAGAAUCAAAGGCAAGGGACUACCGUUACAUCUCAAGGGAUUCACUACCGUCCAUAAAUCUCAGAACACAGUCAACUUCCUGAGCUCAAAGGCAUCCAUCAGAGAGCUGGCGACUGUGGUUUAUUGAAUUCCACUGUUUGGAAAGUGAUCAUAAAAAUCUUGAAUUCAAUAAAAGCUUCACAUUAUGCAAAAAA